Messenger RNA from Schistosoma turkestanicum, 294 nucleotides. The record is from the annotation of a GenBank genome assembly. NCBI's taxonomy places the organism in Eukaryota, Metazoa, Platyhelminthes, Trematoda, Strigeidida, Schistosomatidae.
AUGGAUCAUAACCAGUUUAAGUUUAACUUUUCCAUAGAUCAAGUUUUAGAAGAAUGGAAAACAUUAGAUGAAAAUGAAGACAAACAGAUUGUAGAUGAAGAAGAUGAUAACGAUGAAUCGAAUAUUAUUAGUCAAGAAUCCUUCUUUGCUCCUCAUUAUGAAGCUGGCAUUGAAUAUUUUACCAUAAACAAUCCUGAAAAAGUAAAACAAAAAUGGAUUGAAGCAAGAAAAUUGAUUAUACCGCAUAUUCAAAAAGUUGUCAAGAAUUUAGUUCGAGAGAAAUUUCAAAAAUAA